AUGUCUCGUAUAUUCGAACGAGUGGAUAGAGAGACUUUGUUAAGAGAUGAAUAAUUGAUAGAUGUAUUACGCAAGAUAAGGGAAAAAGUAUUAUCAGGACAUAUCGUAGAGCUGAAGACACUAAGUAGUGAAACAGAAUGUCUCGAGACGAAAAACAAUUAGUUCCCAUUACUGGGUAGAACUGAGUUGGAUGGACUAAUCACAUACUCGGAGCGGGAGAACGGUGCUUUUCUUGAUCAAUCUUUUUCUAAGAAGAUUCAAGGUCCCCUUAAUACGCUGGCUCAAUUAACUUAGCAUCAACACUCUCAAAGUGAAUCGGAUUUCUCUCAUCAAUCAUUCUACAGUGAUGAAGAACCAUGGAAUAUUGAGUACAUCACCAAUAAUCUCGACUCCGUGGAACGAGGUUUGAAUUGCGAUAACUCCUCUAGUGUCGUUAUUGCUCUGAAAGCACUAUUUGAGCAAAUCCGAUUACUCUUAAUUAAGAAUGUCAACAAGAAAUAAUUUCUAUACAAAUACACUGUGUUGGCCCUCCGUUCUUUAUACAUCUUGGGAAAUGCCAUGAAACUCCAAGGUGAUUAUUAACAUGCAAUUUUAUAUUAUGAAAAUUGCUUAACCAAGUUUGAUAUAAAUGAGCCGACUUUUAAGGGCAAACUAUUAAUCGAGGCAGGUAAAGUGUGUUUCAUUUCAAAAAACUUUUAGAAAUGUUAACAAUACUUUUAUGAUGCAUUAUUACAUUACGAAUAACUUAAUUGGCGUCUUGACAUUGCCUAUGUUCUUACAUAGCUUUCAAGAUUGAAUGGAUGGAUGAAAAAUCCCGAUACAGCCAGUAAAUUGUGUUAUGAAAGCUUAGCUAUCUAUAGAGAUUAUCUCCCAGAAGAGGAUGAACGCAUAGCUGAUACUUAUUUCAUCUUAGCUGAAUUAGCCUAUCUCCGUAAAGAUUAUGAUGCCGCAUUUUAAUUUGCUGAACAAUGUAUUCAAAUUUAUGAAAUGAACAACAAUAACAAUAAUAAUAACAAUAAUAAUAACAAUAAUAAUAACAAUAACAAUAACAACAACAACAAAGAAUCUAAUAUCGUCAAUUCAGAAUUCAAAACACAAUUAUCUCCUGUCUACAAUUUACUUGGUAUCUUGUAUGCACACACAAACGAUUACAAACAAGCACAAAAAUACUUCCAUAAUGCCUUUCAAUGUGUUAAACAGGAAUCACUCAAAGCUGCACAAGUGCUCAUGAAUUGGGGUAUUAUGUAAGCCUUGGAAUGCAAUUCUGAAUUGGCAUAAAAGGGCAUUCUAAAAGCUAAAUAAAUAUCUUAAGCCUUCUAAAACAAAAGUGAUUUGUCCAUUAGAUUAGAAAGGAAUUACUAAGAAUUAUUAUAAUGA
This is a messenger RNA of Paramecium tetraurelia, 1377 nucleotides long. RefSeq lists its product as uncharacterized. Gene Ontology annotation, molecular function: protein binding. The transcript is spliced from 3 exons. The record is from RefSeq and is a predicted model, not a curated record. Lineage: Eukaryota; Ciliophora; Oligohymenophorea; Peniculida; Parameciidae.